Molecule: messenger RNA, 664 nt
Organism: Prorocentrum cordatum
Lineage: Eukaryota; Dinophyceae; Prorocentrales; Prorocentraceae
Source: the annotation of a GenBank genome assembly
GGAACCUUUGCAUUCUGGGAACCCCAGCGAGCCCAGCAUGGACCGCUCGUCGCAGCCCUCGCCUGCCGAGGAGGGCGGGCACCACCGCCUCCUCAGCCCACGAACAGUCACCUCCGAGGACGAGGGGCACGUGUGCCCGCGGGAGGGCCAGCGUUGGCUGGGCCGUCUGCUUCCCGUGCUGAUCGGGGCCGCGGUGCUUGCGCUUCUUGCCGUGUACACCCCCCGUCAGUUCCAGACCGAGCUGCGGGAGUCCCUCGUCGUCGCCACGCAGCACGCGCUGGACGGGGGCCCGACCGCUGCGGCAGAGGCCGCGGACGCAGCGCAACACGCGCUCGCGGAGGCCCCCCACGCCGCCGCCGAGGCUGCGAAGGCCGCGGGACACGCGCUCGAGGAAGGCCCCCACACUGUGGCCGAGGCCGCGGCCGCCGCGCAGCAGGCGCUCGUGGAGGCACCCCACGCCGCCGCCGAGGUCGCGGGCGCCGCGCAGCAUGCCCUUGCGGAGGGCUCCCGUGCUGUGGCCGAUGCAGCCGACGCCUCGCAGCACGCCCUCGCGGAGCACCCCCGCAGCACGGCGCCGGAGAGCACUCGCCGAAGCCCGCGGCCGACGCCGCCGGCGCGGCGCACGCGGGCGGCGGUGGGCCGCAUGCGCGCCCGGGCGCCCUAG